AUGUCAACUGAUAAGCAAAUCGAAUGGUCUGAAGUAGCCCAACACAACACUGAAGAAGAUUGUUGGAUUGUUGUUAACAAUAUAGUUUAUAACGCUACCUCUUAUUUAAAUGACCAUCCUGGUGGCCCUAUUGUGAUUACUAAUAGAGGUGGUAAGGAUGCAACUAAAAAGUUUUAAGAAGCUGCUCAUUCUGAAUCCGCCCAAAAGAAGUUAUAAACUUUCGCAAUUGGAAAAAUUGCUGACGGAUCUACUCCAUUACCAGGUUAAUUAGAUGUUGAAGGAUCUGGUAGUCAAACAUUAGUAGGUUUAGUUGUAGUUGGCAUAGUGAUAGCUUUCUUAUUAUAUACUUUUGUCUUCAACCAAAACCCUUCUUAAUGA
Molecule: messenger RNA, 378 nt
Organism: Tetrahymena thermophila SB210
Lineage: Eukaryota; Ciliophora; Oligohymenophorea; Hymenostomatida; Tetrahymenidae
Product: cytochrome b5-like heme/steroid-binding domain protein
Exons: 1
Cellular component (GO): intracellular membrane-bounded organelle; membrane
Molecular function (GO): heme binding
Source: RefSeq, a predicted model, not a curated record